Messenger RNA from Clonostachys solani, 5955 nucleotides. NCBI's taxonomy places the organism in Eukaryota, Fungi, Ascomycota, Sordariomycetes, Hypocreales, Bionectriaceae. The record is from the annotation of a GenBank genome assembly.
AUGCCUUUUCUCCGUGGCAGCGCAAGCCCGUCUCCGGAGGGAACAGAGGCUAGGUCCGAAGCAAGCUUCCACUACCGGACGCAGAAUGCCGUAGUGGAUGAUGACACCUAUGCGGAGUUCUCGUUGCCAGGCAGCACUGAGAAACCAUUGAGCGAACAGCUGGAACCUGUCGCAGUUGUUGGCAUGGGUUGCCGCUUGCCCGGUGAUGUCAAGUCGGCCUCUGAUUUCUGGGAACUCAUGAUGUCGAAAGGCACUGGCCAAACUCCCAAGGUACCUGAAAGCCGCUUCAAGAUAGAUGCCCACAUUCACGAGAAUAAUGAUAGGCCCGGAAGCUUCAAUGUUCUCGGUGGGUAUUUUCUGAAUGAGAGCUUGGAACAGUUUGAUCCCUCCUGCUUCAAUAUCACCCCAAUUGAGGCCAUGUGGAUGGAUCCCCAGCAAAGAAAGCUCCUCGAAGUAGUAUAUGAGUCUUUUGAGUCCGCUGGUGUAACUCUGGAUACAGUAUCAGGUUCUAAAACCGCCGUCUUCGCAGCGAGCUUCACUGCCGACUUCCAACAAAUGGCAUUCAAGGAGCCAGCGUUUCGACAUUCGCUGGCGGCCACGGGUGUCGAUCCUGGCAUCCUGAGUAAUCGAAUCAGCCACGUUUUCAACCUCAAAGGCCCCUCUAUUGUGGUCAAUACAGCGUGCUCAUCCAGUGUCUAUGCUUUACAUAAUGCGUGUAAUGCGAUUCGAAACAAGGAAUGCGUCGCCGCAGUGGUGGGAGGUGUGAACCUCGUCAUGACAGUCGACCAGCACAUGAACACCGCCAAGCUUGGUGUUCUUUCACCUACAUCAACCUGCCGCACUGCGGUUGGAGAUCCUCUGGAGGUGAAUGCAGUCUCCAUGGCAAUGAACCAACAGCGAACCUCUAACCAAGAUCCGCUCAUGAUUGGUGCCGUUAAAACAAGCAUCGGACAUAGUGAAGCUGCCUCAGGUCUGUCUGCUCUUAUCAAGGCUGUGCUGUCUGUCGAAAGAGGCAUUAUCCCACCGACAAGAGGCGUCGUCAACCCCAGUCCCGCCAUCAAGUGGAAGGAGUGGAUGGUGACGGUGCCGACCGAACCAACUCCAUUCCCAGACCUUCCCUUGAAGCGAUUCAGUAUCAACUCUUUCGGAUACGGAGGAACCAAUGCACACGUCGUCGUCGAGAGUGCCGAUGCUCUUCUGACACGCAAGCAGACUUACAAGUAUCUAUCUGGAGAGAGGAGAGCUGUCAAGAGUCCUCGUGGCGCGUUUAACCGCAGUCGACCCUACCUAUUCGUGUUUUCAGCCCAUGACAAGAGCGCACUGGAGAGAAAUUUCACAGCUCACAGUACUGUCGCCAAGAGUUAUGACUUCUUGGACCUGGCCUAUACCCUUGGCAACCGCCGAACUGUGUUCCCUACACGAGGCUUCACCAGUAGUCUUGUCCCUUUUGACAUGCCUCUUUCUACUGAUGCAAAAAUGGUCUCUUCGGUGGUCAACGCCACUAUUCCCUCUGGAACGCUGCUGGAUGAGACGUACUUCAGCCGGAACCUACGCCAGCCGGUGCUGUUCAACCAAGCCAUCCAGACAAUUCUCACCAAGUCUGAGUUUUCCGAUGUAAAUCUUCUCAUUGAGGUGGGCCCUCACGGUGCGUUGGGCGGCCCAGUCCGUCAGAUCAAGCAAGAACUCGAGGCGGCACACUUGGACUACUUGCCGACCAUGGUCCGAGGCCAAGAUUCAGCUAUGCAGAUGCUCAAGCUUGCUGGUGAGCUUUUCCUCAGGGAUUACCCCCUGGAUAUUGAUCGCGUCACGUCCAUCGAAGAAACGACCUCAGCGGGCAAGGUCGUAUGCAGGAGGGGAGAUCUUGUUGUCGACCUUCCUCCCUAUCAAUGGGGCAAGAAGUCAUACUGGGCUGAGGCUCGACACAGUGUAGAGCACCGGCAACCAAAGUACCCUAGGCAUGAUGUUUUGGGCUCCUUGAUUCCAGGUGCUUCUCUCGCUGAACCAACAUGGCGCAAUUUUCUGCGGAUUCGAGAUCUGCCAUGGUUAAAGGACCAUUCACUCGGCGGUGAAGCAGUGUUUCCGGCGGCAGCUUAUUUCUCGAUGGCCAUGGAAGCAGUGACGCAGAUUACGGAACUACACGAUCCGGACAUGGAGGUGAACAGCUACGUUCUCCGUGACAUCUCAAUCAAAAAAGCGCUCGUUACUCCAGAAGACGAUACUGGUAUCGAAGUUCUAAUGAACAUGCGACCAGCCACAUUCAGCGGUGAUGGAAGCUGGUGGGAAUUCAAUGUCUCCUCUAUCAACCAGGAGGGAAUCACCACCGAUCACAUGACGGGAAGCAUCAGCGCCAAUAUGAAAACACAACGACCAGCUCCAAGGGCCCGAAUAAGUUUGAGCCAGCAGGCUUCCGGAAAGGAGUGGAAUCAAGCACUGCGAUCAGUCGGCUUUGAUUACGGUCCCGUCUUUGCAGACAUGGCCGAUAUUGGAUUCAACGGCCGGGAUUACAUUUGGGAGUCCCGCCACGUCCUCCACCCAGGGACGGUAGACUCUUGCCUACAGUUGAUGAUUACUAGCAUCUAUGCCGGCCGUACCAAGGCCAUGGCUGCAGCCAUCGCUCCUAUCCAGGUCGAUGAGGUCUGCAUUUGGAAGCCGACAGAGGAGCAGAUUGGUGACGGUUUCGCGACAGCUUGGGUUGAUGAUCGUGGAAUUCGCUCUUUUGUGUGCGGGAAUGAACUCGUUUCCAACAACGGCGAGGUGCUGAUGCAGAUGAGCAACAUGCGAGGAACCCUUUACGAAGCCGCCGUGCCACAGUCUUCUUCUACCGCUUUGAAGCCAAUGCCGUACAGCGAAACAGUUUGGAAGGAGGAUUUGGAGUCUCUCAUCAAGAUUGAAAGCGCUGAGACUCUUGCUGAGCUUGCUACGUUCAAGAAUCCCGGGAUCAAGGUGCUGGACGUUGGAGGAAAGCAUGCAGUCACCCUCCUCCAGACCUCCCCCGAACUAAAUUACACUGCCAUUUCAGAGAACCCGGCGCCAGAGGGACUUAUCGAGAAAUAUCCAAGUGCAGAAUGGAAACUUGUGGACAUGCAGAAAGACUUAGCGGAGCAAGGUCUAGUAAAGGGCUCAUUUGAUGUCACUCUUUCAGAGCCAAACUCCGUCUCAGCCAUUAAGAACUUGAUGACGGAUGAUGGCAGCCUUUUCAUUGCACGAGGAAAGAAUUUUGAGCUCUCUGUAUCGCCAGAGGUGGAAAGUUCAAACGAGGACGUGAUUGAGGUUCAGAUUUUGUAUCGCCAGGUGGAAGCCAGCCUUCUGAGCGAGGUUAAACGCUCUCUUGCAGAUCGUGGUUACAAGGCCACGCCUAUCUCAUUAAAAUCUCUUGACACGGUUCAGCCCCAUGUCGUCCUCCUUGAUCUUGACGAACCGAUCCUGUUCGGUCUUUCCGAGCACGAGUUCAACAUGAUCAAGAAGGUGUCCAAUGAAGCCAAGACACUGCUAUGGGCAUCUGCUGGUGGCCUUUUGAAUGGCAAGAGACCAGCCGCAGGCAUGAUCGCUGGGCUUGUUCGAUCCAUUCGGGCUGAACGAGCCACCAUCAAUAUUGUGACUAUAGACUUUGACCUUGAAACGACCUCGAUAGACCAGGCCGUGAAGUUUGUUGCUCAAAAGAGCCAGCACCAGAUCGAAGAUGGUGCAAGUGUUGAACACGAAUACUGCGUAUCGGAUGAUAAGCUAUAUAUAAGUAGGCUUCUACCCAACAACGCCCUCAACAGGGAACAAACCAUUGAGGAGCUCCCCUACGACCCGGAAAUGCACAUCGGCGGGACUGUUCAAAAUGGGAAAGUUUUGUUCGAGCAGCAGGUAUCUCGGCCUGAGUUGAGCCCCGAUUCCGUGGAGAUUCGAGUUUCUGUUACUGGUCUCAGCAAAGAAGGCGUCCUCGCUGUUCAUGGAACCGAUAUUUCUACCACCUUGAAUCAUGAAGUCGGCGGUACAGUGGAACGUAUUGGUAGCUCAGUCAAAAACUUCGCUGUAGGGGACCGCGUUAUUGGCCUUGGAUCUGGGAGGUUCGGAAACCGACAGGUUAUCUCAAAGAACCUGGUACAAAAGCUCCUCCCAGGAGAGUCGCUCGCAGAGGUAGUCAGUCUUCCAUUGGCGUAUAUCACGGCCCUACAUGGUCUGGAAUCACUGGCAUCUCUGAAGAAGGGUGAAACACUCCUAAUUCUUGAAGGCACAGGAUUCGGCGGUGCCGCAGCCAUCGAGGUUGCCCUAACAUUGGGUGCCAUCCCGUAUGUUGUUGCCAGUACUGAAGAACAAGCAUCAACCAUCAUAGAGAAAUACGGGCUAGCCCAACACCAGGUACUCUCAUCAGCGAGCCAGGUGGAAGCUAUGCUUGCCACGCCGCACCGGACCAGCAAGGUCGAUGUGGUCUUCAGCUCUGGAAUGACACCGGAGUCGUCGGCACGUGAAGCCUGGCGGUACAUUAGUCGUUUCGGUCGGUACAUCGAGUGUGGCAAGAAGUUGGUACUGAAACGAGGAUCCCGGGACCCGGUACCCUUUUACCGCGGGGCCUCUUAUUUCUCCUUCGAUGUCGUGGAGCUCUAUGAGCACAAGCCCUCUCUUGUCUCCCAUCUCCUCCAUGGAGCAAUUGAUCUCUAUCGAAAGUCCAAGAUCUCGCCGCUUGGGCCUCUGAAUGUUGUCAACAUAUCCGACCUGAACAAGGCCAUUUCAAGGUUUGACGAUGGGAUUGGCUCAGGCAAGACACUCAUCUCAUACGAGCCAUCAGAAACACCGCUCGUCAUCCUGCCUUCUCUUAAGACCACCACGCUCGAUGCUGCCGCAACCUAUCUCUUGGUAGGGUGUUUGGGCGGGCUUGGACGCAGUCUCACAGCCUGGAUGAUGGAGAAAGAUGCCAGAAACUUCUGUUUCCUCUCCCGCAGUGGCGCCGACGCACCUGCAGCGGCUCGACUUAUAACAGAUCUUGAAACUGCCGGGGCGCAUGUAGAUGUUGUCAGAGGCGAUGUGAGUGUGCAGGCAGACGUCAGACGUGCCGUAGCCGCUAUACCUAGCGACCGUCCACUUCGUGGUGUGAUUCAAGCUGCCAUGGUUCUUCGGGACGGCAUGUUCCAGAAUAUGACCUUCCAAGACUGGGUAACAUCCACCAAACCCAAGGUCCAUGGUACGGCCAACCUCCAAGCGGUGCUUGGAGACAUGCCGCUUGACUUCUUCCUCAUGACGAGUUCCGUAUCUGGAACACUCGGCACGCCAGGUCAAGCAAAUUACGCCGCCGGAAACGCAUUUCUAGACGCCCUUGCGCACUAUCGACGCGCAAGGGGACAGAAUGCAUGCGCUGCCGUCGUUCCCAUGGUUCUUGGCGUUGGUGUGGUUGCAGAGAGCACCGAUCUCGAAGACGCUUUGACGCGCAAGGGCAUGUACGGCAUCGACGAGGAGCAUUUGCUUCGGUCAUUUGACAUUGCCAUUCGUGAGCAGCAGCGUCCUGAUGGAAUUCAUCAGCUUGUUAUCGGUCUUGACCCAACUCUCCUCUCCCGAGCGAUCAACAAUGCUGAACAAGGCCAUGUAGACCCCUUUUGGAUGGCGGAUAAGCGCUUCCGCUCUUUGGUACACAACAUUGAGGCAGUCAACGGCGGAGUGGGCGUUGGCAGCGGAUCCAGUGCGUUGGGAUCCAUGCUGUCCGCGGCCACGCCUGACGAGGCUAUUAAGCUGGCUCGUGACGAGAUUGUGGGCAAGCUUUCCCGCAUGCUUCUGCUAGAUCUUGAGGUCUUUGACGGUGAUUCAGGAUCCAUUGCCAGCUACGGAAUUGACAGCAUGAUUGGUGCCGAGUUACGCAACUGGCUAUUCAAGGAGUUUGCGCUUGAGAUUCCCUUCCAGCAGCUCCUCGGGCCGACGUUGACAACCAUCAAGCUGGCACGACAGCUUUGUGUUAAUCAUGGUAUCCUUGAGGAAUAA